AUGGCGGGAAGCCGUGACUUGAAUAGGGAGCCUUGCCCAGAUCGCAUCCUCGAUGACUUAGGAGGCGCUUUUGGCAUGGGUGCCUUGGGGGGAUUUUUGUGGCAUUUUGCGAAGGGCUGGCGUAAUUCUCCAAAGUAUGAAAAGUGGAGAGGCGCAUUGUUUUCGGGAUCGCUCAAAUCUCCGACAGUGGGGUCUGCCUUUGCAACGUGGGGUGGCAUCUUUUGCGCCUUCGACUGCACACUGGCCUACGCACGAGGCGGCAAGGAAGACAGCUGGAAUCCAGUGUUGGCAGGAGCUGCUACGGGAGGGGUCCUCUCCAUGAGAUCGGGGUGGAGAAGCUGCGCGAGGAACGCUGCCGUUGGUGGUAUUCUUCUAGGCAUCAUUGAAGUCGUGCAGAUUAUGUUUCUGCGUGGCGCACCCUCCAUGACGCCGCGCAAACAGUUCCAGCAGAUGAAGGAGUACGAAGAGCUGCAGCAGCAGCAGCAACAGCAGCAGCAAAGGGCAGCGCCCGUGUCGCUGUGGUCUCGCUUUCUCCCUGCCAGCGGAUCCUCUCCGACUGCCGCCUCUGCAUCGCCCUCUGAGCUGCUGCAUGACUCUGCGGCUCUGCGGUGA
Cyclospora cayetanensis is the source of this 612-nucleotide messenger RNA. RefSeq names its product mitochondrial import inner membrane translocase subunit tim17. Gene Ontology annotation, cellular component: mitochondrial inner membrane; TIM23 mitochondrial import inner membrane translocase complex. Gene Ontology annotation, biological process: protein import into mitochondrial matrix. The record is from RefSeq and is a predicted model, not a curated record. The transcript has 2 exons. Gene Ontology annotation, molecular function: transmembrane protein transporter activity. Lineage: Eukaryota; Apicomplexa; Conoidasida; Eucoccidiorida; Eimeriidae. The coding region runs from base 1 to 612 and encodes 203 amino acids.